Molecule: messenger RNA, 1248 nt
Organism: Adineta ricciae
Lineage: Eukaryota; Metazoa; Rotifera; Eurotatoria; Adinetida; Adinetidae
Source: the annotation of a GenBank genome assembly
AUGCAGAACCAUCUUGCUUUGAUUAUCAGUCCUAUUCUUUUAUUGAUUAUUUCCGGUUGUUUAUCAACGACAAACAAUUCUGAUAGUAGUGACAAAAGUGAACAAAUUAUACACACAGCAUUUGCUGUUGGUCUAUCCAACAUCGACAUCACGCAAAUUACAAACUAUGACGCGAUGAUUGAUCAAAUAAACAAAUAUCUCGGCAUUUCAACAGAAUAUGUUCAAGUUCAAUCCAUUUUCUUGAUCGACAAUUUCACUUCGAGUACCAAUACCAAUGAGAUGAAGCAAUACACAGGUGUUGAUUUAUCGUGUGACAUUGUUCUUGACAAAAUUAUUGUGAAAAGUCAGAAAUGUGGCUUAUUGACAAUCAAGCUUCAUAUUCAAAAGUUUCCUAGUUCUGUUUGCAAAACUGACAGUUGCAAAGAAACUUAUAUAGCCCAUAUAAAAAGAUCUAUCGAAAUGUGUUUUAGUUUCGCUUUAAGAGUCACUCUACAAAUAGCGAACGGUGAUUAUCGUUUAGUUCCGAUUCAGUUCUGCUACUUUCUCAAUGCGAGCACUACUACUACAAUAAUCAGCAUUACACGCGAACCAACGACUAGCACAAUCCCGACAACGGCAGUGACAUACAAUUCAGCAAAUAAAUGCCUUUGUACCAUUGACCUCAAUGGUACAAAUUCAACAAAUGGAACUGAAAACUUCUUGAUCACAUUCGGAUACGGUUUUGAUCAGUAUUCGAACAAAACCCCGGCUGAUUUCGGCUUCACAACAGAACACAUACAACUGUUUUCAGGAACACCAAGUGAUGGUUAUUUUGUUAUUGCCAAUGCUCUUCCUGAAACUUUUUAUUGGCUUGUCGUAAAGAAAGAUCAUACAGCUGGUGAAAACGGUGGAUAUAUGUAUGUUGUGAAUGCAUUAACAUAUCCUGGAAUGUAUUUUAACAAAACGAUUGAUAACUUAACUGUCGGCAAAGUCUAUGAAUUUUCGAUGUAUGCAGCCAAUUUAAACAAGCCAGAGUGGUCUGUUCUGCCGAACAUACUGUUUGAAGUUCGAGCUGUGACACCAGACAAUAGUUUGAUCGCUCAAAGAAACUCUAGUGAUAUACCUGAAUAUGCCAGUAUCACUUGGAGCAAACAUGGAAUAUCAUUCGUUGCGCCAAGUACUUCUGUCAUGCUAAUAAUGAUAUCGAAUUGUAACAGCUACGCCGGAAACGACCUAAUCAUCGAUGACAUUGGUUUAUGUGAAUGUUAA